Messenger RNA from Pseudocercospora fijiensis CIRAD86, 8159 nucleotides. RefSeq lists its product as uncharacterized. Lineage: Eukaryota; Fungi; Ascomycota; Dothideomycetes; Mycosphaerellales; Mycosphaerellaceae. The transcript has 8 exons. Bases 1 to 7107 code for a protein of 2368 amino acids. The record is from RefSeq and is a predicted model, not a curated record.
AUGCUUCGGAAGUGGUUAUUGAGAGCCGGAGGUUGUGGAUCUCCCCUCCCCGAUCGCUUCCCGCCUUUCUAUCGGCCGCUGCUGCGAAGCCAACGCGUGCCAAACAGACGAUCUGCCAUGCCACCUGCUGCUUUGUCAUUCCGCCGCACAACGGUUCAAUAUCACCACUUGGGAUGCGAGGAUAACGUGACCUGCAGAAUGCAUUUGAAAUCUGUCACCGUCCGUAAGGCGAACGUGGUCGACCGAUGCAGUGCAAGCCUCCUACUCCCGCGCAUGGAUCAGGCUCAAAUAAGAAUAGCUAGCCCAGCAUUAUCGUGUGCAAGUGUGAAGUUUAUUGCCUUCACACCUGAUCCCAGAGAGACCCUCUUCCCCUUCGCGCGCGCGCCAUCGUCUCUCGUUUUGCAGGAUUCCCCAUUCACAUUAACAGGACGGACCACGGACGCAGAAAGGAUCACGCUGUACAGUCGGGCGUGGAUACCUACAUGUACAUGUACGAGCGCUGUUGGAUGCAUCUCGCAUCGAGAAGGCGUGUCACUGCCAUCUGAUGAUCUGACAGGAGCUGGGACAGCGGACAGCGGACAGCAGACAGCGGACAGCAGACAGCAGACAGCAGACAGCGGACAGCGGACAGCGGACAGCGGACAGCAGACAGCGGACAGCGCCUCUGCACACAGCCAUACUGUACACACCCUCGACAGCGGCAGCGGCAGCGGCAGCGGGUGCAAGCAGCGCGAAGGUCAUGUCUCACUAGAGCAUUCGGAAUCAUCGCCGUGUGAGAUUGAGCCUUGGCCCUUAUCACCUCCGUAUCGUCGCCGCGACGUGCGACCCCAAGCCUUGCAUCCAUUGGCUCGCGGCAUCAUCAAAAGCAACAUCCUGGCUCGCAUACUCAGAGGGCGCCAUAAGCGCGCGUCCUCGAAUCAUUCUUCGCGUGCAGCCAGUGCUGCCGCAGAAGAAAACGAAUAUCGCCAUGCUCCGCUCGUGAGCCCGCUGACCAGCCCGGCCCUGGACAUGACCUUCGAUUUCGAGCUGCCGGACACCACCCCCAACACCAUUCCCUCUUCGCCCUUCUCGCCACAAAGCGACUCUGCGCGCCCGCACACCAGCGAUGGCCUUGCUGCAACGAACGCCGCGCGAGGCAGAAGUCUCCAAUCGCCAGACUUGCUUUCAAUCCCACAAACUGCAGGGAGCAAGGUGAACACCAUGGGCUCCAGGGAGGAGGGAAUGGGUGGUGACGAGCGAUUUCCCGGUGCAUAUGGUGGCAGAUCGCGACGAGAGAGUAAUGGCAAUAAAAGGUCAAGCUUGGAAUUUGCGGGCAGCGCCAUGCCACCGUCCCGCUCGACGAUGCCAGCCUCGCCAUCAUCAAGGACUCCACAACGACCGCAACCAUCGCCACGGCCGCACACUGCUGGAGGCCCGCCGUCGAGUACCAACAGCACCCCAAGAAUGGAGGCAUCGCUGUUUCCAGUGAGAGCAGACAUGUCCGUUCCGCCGCCAGCUACGAAUAUGCCUGCGAUGAAUCGAUCAUUCAUCGACUCGCGCGAUAAACCAUAUAGUCAACCACAAAGGCCGGUCAUGCUGCAAGGAAAUCAUAGCUCGCCUAAUUUACGCCGACCAACGUCACCACCUGCCAUCAAUGCUCGCGGUCCCAUACCUAUAUACAGCUCACGAGCGAGUCCACACGAUAGUGUUCACAAUCUCUCCACGUCGCGCACGAAUUACAGUGGAUCGACUGCCCGACCGAGCACGCAGGCGUCAAGCCGUACGGCCUUCUCCGGUGGACCUGUGAUCACUAUCGGAACACCAUAUGGCGCAACAGCAGACUCAUUUCCUCUUCCACAACAUGUUGCGACACGGCCCAAGACGCCUAGCGCUUCAGCAAAGGUGGGAGGUGUAUCUGUGCCGACUCACCAUACCUCUUCCUUUAAGUCGGAGAAGAAGGAUCCAUCGAAAAAGAAAGCUCGUCUUCUCAAUCCCAUGGCACUUCUACAGCGUCGACGAAGCUCGCAAGAUCCGGAAGUCGUUGUCGAAGAAAGAGCCGCGCGGCAGGCUCAAGCUCAGGCAUUAGCAAGGCAGAGGGACGUUUUGACUUCUGGCCCGAAACCGCUCCCUCCAGAUUUCGAUCCACGCAUCAAGGGCAAGCUGGUUCACGACUUCAGUGCACCGCGAGAAAAGAGAAACACAUUCGAUGAGACGGACAUGUCUACAUCACCACUACCCAUUCAUAGCCCUAACGGCACACCGGUCACGUCGCCUGUUGACUACCCUCCCCGGAAUGCAUCGUUGGUGAACCGCGGACCACUGAGUGAUCAGAACCAGAGACGCAGCAACCAUACGCCUGUCUUCAAAGAACAUCUCGGCGAGAACCCGGAAUCAUCAAGACGGAUUAGUUCGAUACAGGCGGAAAAUCUGGAAAAUAAAGACUUCCUGCAGCGAGUCUCCAAACAUUCUGCUGCCACCUCUCUCUCACAGGAAAGUGCGGUGCUGCCACCUUUCGCCAGAAGGAGUCAGAUGCUUGAUCCAACGCAGGCCAGCCUUUAUCAAGACGAUGAUUCUUCACCCUCAGAUCCACCGAGUGAGAAGGCACGUGACUCUCAUCUAGGCUCGAUCAGCGAAGUGAGUCCCCUCACAGCAAGGAACAGUGGCUUCCAUGCUAGAGGAGGCAGUUUCAGCCCGGUGUCUCCCACUAGCCCUGGCGGCUCAUCUCGGCCACAGUCACAGAUGAGCAAAACGAUGACUGAUGGCACUAGCUUGAGACCAAUUUCGCAAUCAAGCAAAACCUCAGUGGCCGAUCAGCGAUCGAAUGAGGGCGCAGCAGUUUCAUUUGCGACCAUCGUACCGCCUCCUCAGAUUGAGACCAUCGAUGAAGGCUCGGUUGAGAACUCACCUGUGGAGCCACGUCAGCUCCAUAAAUCAUCUCAAAGCCCUUCAUUGGCUUCUCGAGGCUCACCCCAACCAUCGAACAGUCCUGGUCGAGGUCGAGCAGCAGAGUCUUUGCAUCCCUCACGACAAGAGAUCCGGACGGAUUCUCCUGCUUCACAGUCUCUGCUCGACCGCACUGCCGAUUUUGCAACUCCUGACCAGACACCAGAACUAGUGCAGGAUGCAAAGACGUUCAGAACGUCGUCAACGGCUCCAAAAUUGGUUGAGAAGCGCAAGUCGGCUGUCGGGCAUUCACGAAAAAGCACAAACAUUCCCAAGCAUCAUCCCAGCAAUGCAUCACGGUUCUCAUUCCAGUUUGACGAAAGUGCAGCGCAAGAACAGGCUUUGGAAGAGAAGCAUCGCAAACGGGACCUGACUCGUUCAUUUGUGCAAGGGAGGAGUCCGGACGAAGAAGAUCAAGACGAAUACUUCGACGAAGAUGCCAUGGAUGACAUGGACGAAUUUGAGAUGCAGCAGUCCUCGCUAGAUGAAGACAAUUUUCACCUGCAGGUGACCCCCGGAAAUGGAGAUGCGCAGAAUACCGCUCCUGCCCAAAGCUCGCUGUACCUGCAGCAAGCACGACAGGCGCUACAGCUUGAUAGCGACGACGGUUCGAUUUAUGAUGAUCAAAUUCCAGAAAUUACGGAUGAGAGAGAGCUACCCUACGCCGAUCAUCCAGCUUUCAGAGCGCAUUCAGCGCUCGGCAACUAUUCUCGAAAUAGUUCCAUACAGCAGGAUGCCCUCGAUGGCUACUGGCGCGACAGCACCAUUGAUCACUACAUGCGCGACUCAUAUUUCGUGCCUAAUGGAUCGCAGCCGCAAUUGCAAGUACCUGGCGCGAGAAUAAUCCCGGAAAGCGAUGCAGCCGCGCGAUCGAACUUCUAUAUGCAGCCACAGGCAGCCGGAUACUCCCCGAAUGGAUCUCCUGUGGAUCCUGCCGGAUCCAAUGGCGAGCGGAGUCGUGUGGUAAGUGGUAUGAGCUUUGAUAGCCCAGUAGUCAGGUCAGGUCAGGGACCGGAUGAAGGACCUGCUACGAGCAUUUCAGGACGUCUUAGAGACCCGCACGGCGACACCCUCAAGUCCCCAGCAGACAUCAAGGGCAAGAUUCUGGCCAGUGGUGGAAGCCUAUUGACGCCGACUGGAGCACUGAAUGUAUCUUCGGAAAAUGGCUUUCAAGAGGGACGUCUGCGCAAAGAUUCUGACACGAUGGGUCUUGCUGCUGCCGUAAGCAAGACUCUAGAGGCUCCCGCCGUCAUUAUUGUCCAGCGGCCAGAGUCUGUUAAUAAUGAAACCCUUGCACAGUCAUCGAGUCUUGUCAGCGACACCAAGACAGCCGAUGCAAUGCGUGGACUAGGUCUGACAUCUCCGGCAAAUAGCAACUUCAGCGAGCGGUCCACCGACAGCCACGUGAGCUCCGAAGACUUUGCUCGCUCAGGCUUUGCAGAAGCUGGAAGCUCAGCUAUCGAGCAGCAACGCGAGCCUGUUGGCGCCGGUCCCAAAGCUUCACCGCCUGACACGGAGACUAGUGAGAAAGCGAAGGCAGCUGCCGAUAGCAAGACCAGCAGUCCUCAAUCUGCAUCGACUGGACUCGGUUUGAGCAUGUUGAAGGGUUUCCUCUUUGGACGACCGUCAACCGUUAUAUCACCUGGCGCAGAUGUCACUGAUCGUAGCGAGACUGAUAUCGCCGACGGCGAAAAGGCGCAAUCCGGAACAGGCGAUAGUGAACCAAUUCGUCGCGAGGAUCAGAACGCUCACGGGCCGUUUGCAUUCUGCGUUCGAUCUGUGUCGUCGCCAACUGCCACGUUGCCGGCCAAUAGUAUCAACACUGAAGAAGACCCAAGGCCUUCACCUACGACGGCUAGCAAAGCCGGUCAACGAGCCACCAUUGCCACCGAAACGAGCAUAAGAAAGUCACCACUUCCCAAUGAGGCCUUCCACACAAGGUUCAAGAGUCUGCAGCAAUCACAAGGUGCUUUUUCUAGCAACGCAAGAUUGGCUGGCUAUUCAAAAAAGUCCAGCUCACGUCAAUGGCCUGCCUCACCUGGCCAUCGACUUAGCUCUUUUGGCGGCUUUGACUUCAAUGACGUUCCAAACAGCCAAGACGACGGGCGAUCGUCCGCUGAGACACGACCCUUGAAUGCAGAUGGCCGUGCGCACGAGAAUCUGUCUAACAUUGAGCCACGGAUGACCAGUCCGCAGAACGCUGUUUCUCCGACUCGAUCCGGCGAUGCUGCAUUCCCGAACCGAGAUGCAAGAUCGCACGCCUCAAAUCCGAGCGAGGGUGGUCAAAGUGCUGUGAUCGGCAGUCACCUGCGUCUCAGGUCAUCGAUCAGCCCCAAUGCGCAGCAGACGUGCUCUACCACGAGCAACAGCUAUGAUGGCAUUCAGGACGAUAUGUACUUCGAUGAUGGCAACUUCGACCAAGACAUCAAGGAGACACAUGGUGCCAGUAUCGACGAGAAUGCAUUCGACGAUGACAGCUUCCUUUAUCGACCCAAUGCAGCGGUGAACAACUUUGGUCAUAGACGUGAUCGAAGCAGCGCCGCAUUAACACACGCAAGCCAUGGAAGCAGUGGAGAUGGGCCAUAUCCAACAUUCGCCAUUCCGAAUGCUGCUCAAGCGCAAGCACGCUAUUCUCAGAUGAUGCUGGAAGAUCUGCCUUUGCAAAAUCCUGUCGAUCCGAAACUCAUCCCGCAACGCAACCCUUCGGAAGACGCAAAGCGAAUGGGUCGUAGCGAUAAGGCGCCUCCGAUUCCUGUCAUGCCAUCGAAUGAAGUGGCAUAUCACCAGAUGCAGGAAAGCCUGCAGAGAUACCAUGCCGCUCUUGCCAGCGCUGCUAAUCAGGCCGCUGCCGAUGGCCGCUUCACCCGAGCCUUGAGUGUUUCCACGCAGCAAAGUUCCAGAAUGCCUGGUCGAUUGGAGGUCAACGACCCCAACGCGGACGCUCUAAGCUUCUACUCGCAUGAUGAAGAUGGAGGCGAAAUACCAAUGCCGCAUAGUCCUAUCGGUGUGGACCGUAGCGAUACUACAAUGUCGCAUUACAGCCCGCCAAAACUGAGCUUUGACUUUGGAUUCGAUGAUCGAGAUGACGAUUUUGGCAACGACGACGAUCUUGUGGCCGCAGCAAAUGCUGAAGCACUUGCAAAUGAUGAUGAAGGGUUUUAUGGUCAAGAGUUCCACUUCUUUGGUAGACCUCGAGCUAAUUCAGGAGAUCUGGAAGCUGUACAUGGCGGCUACUUUGGAGACGAUGGCGACAAUGGACUGCAAAGGAACAAGAGUCUGAAGGAGCCCAACUUGACACCAAUCACCGAGAGGUCGGAGUUCAGCACACGGAAUAGUUUUAUUGGCAUUCUACCAGGCACACACCCUCCGCCAAGUGCCGGAAGCUACGGGCCUCACUCACCCGCCCUGGCACGAAUGCCUAUCACGCCGCUGAGAGAGGACGACAUCACCUCGUUUGACGAGUUACGACGACUCCGCGCACAUGCCUUUGGGGGAAGUCAGAGCAGUGUGAAGAGUGCGAAUAGCAAUCGCUCAAGUCAGCAGUCACUUCACGGUGUCUUGAGCCCAACUCUAGAUACAAGUGCAGGUGCCGCAGUCGCUCACCACAGCGGCUACUUUGGCUCUCCCAUGCAAUUCGCAUACAGCAGUGGCAGCAAUGGCUCGAGCAAUCCAUCUAGCGCACAUCCGGUCAUGGCUCAAAACUUUCAAACCUUCAAUUACCAAGACAGUCCUCUAUCGGCUUCCUCAAGCAAUGGCAAUCCGUUCGCAAUGGAUAUCGAUGCAACGCCGAAGAGGAAUAUAACUAGUCUGCAGGAAUCGCCUCAGACCGCGAAGAAGAUACCGCCUGCAGCAAAGAGUCCAACGAGCCCACACAGCAGUGGAAUUUCCCAUUCGCGCAAGGGCAGCAGUGCGGACAGCGUGACAUAUGUUCGAGAGCCAGAUCCCGAAGGCGGUGGAAAGCCGCGUUGGGUACUGGAGAGAAGAAGGACGAGUGAGCAAGGACAGCUCGAGCUCGUUGGAAGGGAACUCUUGGGAAAGAUGCUUCACGAGGUCAACAGACUCAUCAUAAUGAGGACGACACGGAACUUUUCUGCGGCUUUUAUGUUUUUCGAUCAGCGCGGAGUCCAGGAUAUACCGAUCAACGCGCGCGCGGCUGUGACGGAGCCAUUGUCGGGAGAUUUUUAAAGUGCACACUAUUGCUACAGUAGUUUUAUUGUCUAGACCGAGCCUACGUGCACGACGACGACCAUCCUUUUUGGAUAUAUAUGAUGGGAAUUGUUUCUGGAGUACAUAUUUGCGAGCAUGGCGAAGGCGUCAUUGCUCUGGUACAUAAUACGAGAUGAUGCAAGAUGGAUGAAAUGAUACAUGUAUCUGCUGCUGCUACUAUACUACAACGACGCGAAAACUGCCAGACUACUCAAUGCCUUCCCAGUACUGUCAAACAUCAAAUUGUCAUUACAGCUCGACCCCAAUCCCGCAUUGUCGAGCCACGCGGGCUCCCAGUAAAACAAACCAUUCCCACCAGCUCCGCUCACCACGCUCGCAACAUCUUUCAUCCAAGUCGUCUGGCCCGCAGCAGAGAAUGGAAUCGAAGUGGUAUCCGAAGGAAAACUAUACCUAGGAUUCGGACAACUCUGAGGCCAAUUCGUUUCCACAACCAUGACUUCCUUCCUAUACUUAUUUUUCAUCUUACUCAAACUCGACUUCAAACUCGCCAAAGUCGCAGCACUGUUGUAGAACGGGUAAUACGACACGCCUUGAACAUCGUAAUCUUCGGACUUGAGAGGUCCUUCUCCCAAGACGGUAUCGUACCACGAUUCUUGAGUGUCGUAGUUCCAGCCGUUGUCUAGAUGGAUGAGGAUUUGGGGUUUGGGGGAGAUGGUGGAGUCUUUGAUUCCUGCUGAGGCGGAGUGGAGGAGGCGGGCGAGGUUGUAGGUGGAUGUUUGGGUGGAACCGAGAGGCCAGAGCAUUCCUGCUGUGAUUUCGUUUCCGAUGGAUACCAGGCUUAGGGAGAUUGAGGAGGUUCGGAAGGUGUUCAUCGUGGCUAGGGUGUAGUUGUACACGGCAUAUGUCAAGUCGUCGAUGUCGUAGUUGGACCAUGCGGAGGGGGUGGUUUGGUGGGAUGGGUCAGCCCAUGAGUCGGAGAAGUGGAAGUCGAGGUAGAUGUCCAGGCCAGCGGCUUUGGCUCGCUUGGCUAAUUUGAGGUUGUAGUCUAGAUUGUAGUUUCCAUUGGAAGG